Messenger RNA from Geodia barretti, 863 nucleotides. The record is from the annotation of a GenBank genome assembly. NCBI's taxonomy places the organism in Eukaryota, Metazoa, Porifera, Demospongiae, Tetractinellida, Geodiidae.
GCGGAAUUGGCGACGGCCCGGAUCGAUGACGGUCAAUCGAGAGCCGGUGACUAAUUCUCCUUGUGCGAUUGGGCAGGAAAAUCCUGAUCAGUAUGUCUGUGGCGCAGCAGUUGAAAGACCUGAGAAGCGAUGUGCGGACGCUUCUGGACUACGCACAAGCGCUGAAGGCCGAAAACGAACGUUUGCGAGGUGCUUUUAGAGGUUCAUUCGUCUUUCUCAGGAAUAAAGAACAAGAGAAGGUUUUCAGAGCUGUCACGGAAGUUGGUGCUGCGUUUCCAAAGCUCAAGACAGUCCCCGACAUUUCCCUUACCCACAGCAAAGCAACAAGCCAUCAUCUACCGAAUGCCUCUGAAGGAUUCACAGAGGAAGCAGCAGGUCUCCUGAAUGGGGAGAAUGAAGCUGGGAGAGAAGUGGGGAAUGAUGAAGCUCAUAAUGAAGGGAGUAUUCUGAAACCUCAGUUAUUCACUACAAGUGACUUAGCAGAUGCACUACUGGAGCACAAUAAGCUGUUGGGCAGACUUCGACAGUACACUAUCUCCAGCAGUAACACCUCAAUACCUACCUCCAGCUCUCCAAACAUCGGAGAGCAUGAUCUGACAGGAGCCGGUGUGGUUGGCUUUAGGGAACAACAAAACAUGAAUGAUUUUGCCGUUCAUGUCAGUUGGUCAAAUGAAAGUAGCUUUGAAAUCUACCGAAAUUACCUCGAUUUCUUCACACUGCAGGCAAGAUUAAGGGAAUUAGGGGUACAAAAAACAAGAACUCCGGAACUUCCAUUAUCGGAUCAUCUUCUGGCAGUGUUGGGUCAACUCAGCUCUACUGAGUCACUGUACCAUCGAUACAAGUUGGUCGAUUCAUUUUGCAAA